Molecule: messenger RNA, 2209 nt
Organism: Nasonia vitripennis (jewel wasp)
Lineage: Eukaryota; Metazoa; Arthropoda; Insecta; Hymenoptera; Pteromalidae
Product: xaa-Pro aminopeptidase 3
Exons: 4
Coding region: 256-1782 (508 amino acids)
Cellular component (GO): mitochondrion
Molecular function (GO): metalloaminopeptidase activity; manganese ion binding
Source: RefSeq, a predicted model, not a curated record
AUGCAUAGCAUUGAGCUACACGUCUCAAGAUCAGCUUCGUCGAUCAUAGGUACCUAUAUAGGUCCUCCUAAGUCACGUGGUCAGCAAUGUGGACCGACCGAUCAGCUGAUUCCUGAUAACCACACACUUUUGGGCAUAGAUAUAGGUGUUGCAGCAGUUCGGCUCUUGAUGAUAUAGCCCGCGAAAUGAGUUGCGAUUCUCGAUUACUUGAUUUUUCAUAAACACAGUGAGGACUUGCGGUCUGCAUGGAGAAUUAUGUUUUCAACUUUGAAGAGUUUCUCAAGAUUUUCAUUCAACAAACUCUAUGUUCAAUCCAUAGUAAAAUGUUCUUCAGAGGUCAUUCAGAAUGCCACAUCACAGCAGCAAACUGCCGCUCAGAAUGUUGUGCAACAAACAUUUGGUCAACCGACCCCACAGACUCACUCGCAUCUUCUGAAAGAUGGAGAAAUCAUCCCAGGUAUCAAAGUAGAUGAAAUAAAAUCAAGACGCAAUCAGUUACUGGAGAAAAUUGCUAAAUCCGCACAAGAGAGGCCAUUUCAAAGUGGUGCUCAAGUUGUAAUACUACCUUCGGCUUCCAAAGUUUACAUGUCAGAUAAGAUACCGUAUGUUUUCCGACAGAAUACGGAAUUUCUGUACUUCACUGGGUGCCAAGAGCCUGACUCUAUAUUAGUGCUUAUUGUAAAUGGUAAUCAUUUUUCUUCUACACUGUUUAUGCGGUACAAGGAUGCUCAUGCCGAAUUAUGGGAUGGACCAAGAACAGGAACUGAGGCUGCUUUAUCUUUAUUCGAGGUUGACCAUGUCUUGCCAGUCAACGAGUUUGAACGCUUUUUAACUUCUUACUUGAGUGAAAAUAAGUCCUGUACUUUAUGGUACGAUGAUGAAGAUAUUGUCCAACAAGAUGUUCACAAAAAACUUAAUCAACUCAUCAGAAUAUAUGACACAAAUAAAUUUAACUGUCCCAAGGCACUUAUGCAUCAAAUACGCCUGAUAAAAUCUCCAGCUGAAAUCAAAUUGAUGAAGAAGAGUUGCGAUGUUGCAUCAGCAGCUAUAGCAAAAACAAUAGAAAUCUCUAAACCUGGAAUGAACGAGCAUGAACUCUUUGCCAUUGUGGAUUAUGAAAGUAGGAUGCAGGGAGCUGAAUUUUUGGCUUACCCACCAGUGGUAGCUGGUGGAAAAAAUGCAAACAUCAUUCACUACAUAUCCAACAAUCAGAUUGUUAAUGAGAAAGAAAUGGUUUUAAUGGAUGCAGGUUGUGAAUAUCAUGGAUAUACUUCUGACAUCACGAGAACCUGGCCAAUUGAUGGUAAAUUCACGCCCUAUCAAAAGAUUCUUUAUGAAAUCGUUCUUGACGUUCAGAAAAUCUUGAUAGACAAAUUGAAAGAAAUGCCAAGUUUAGACAUGGUCUAUCACGAGAUGUGUUAUUUGCUGGGCAAACGACUGCAAGAAGAGAAUCUGAUACCAAAAAAUCUAAGUGGUAACAAAUUACUAGCGGCUGCGUACAGUUAUUGCCCGCAUCAUGUGAGCCACUAUUUAGGGAUGGACGUGCACGAUACGCCGAAAAUUUCUCGAAGCAUUAGAGUUCAGCCUGGAAUGGUGGUUACAGUCGAACCAGGAAUCUACGUCAAUCCGAAAAAUCAGUUUGCUCCUCCCGAGUUUCAUCAUAUCGGAAUCAGAAUAGAGGACGACGUUUUGGUACAAGAAAGCGGUCCUCUGGUUUUAAGUGAAAAUUGCCCCAAGGAGGUUGACGACAUCGAAGCUCUUGCGCGGAAAAAUCAAUCGUAGCACAAAAUAAUGACCGAUUGACAUGGAACUUGGGUUCAAUAGGGCGGCAGAAGAUAUGAAUUAUACAUAUGUAAAUAAAGUAACAGUUUCUUUUUGGAAACUAGGAGAAUCAAAGAAUAAACAAGAACAAAUCUAUAAAGUAGUAAGCUUUAUUCACUUUUAUCGUCACUUUAUUUAUUCGUAGACUGGACGGUUUGGAAAGAAAUGAACGUUACAAACUUGCAGCCAGUACAGUACGACUAAAAGAAACAACAAUAGAGCAUACACACAAAGAGCUACCAUGAAUAACAAUUUAAGUAGGUAGCUAAUUGUGCCGGUUUAAAGCUAAAAUAAAAAAUGAAAAAUAGAUCUCAAUGUACGUAUAAAAGAAGUUUAACGUGUGAAAUGAAUCAACAUAAAUUAAUAAAAAAAAAAAAAAUUAAAACAA